Populus trichocarpa (black cottonwood) is the source of this 1461-nucleotide messenger RNA. RefSeq lists its product as uncharacterized. Lineage: Eukaryota; Viridiplantae; Streptophyta; Magnoliopsida; Malpighiales; Salicaceae. Gene Ontology annotation, molecular function: protein dimerization activity. The transcript has 4 exons. The record is from RefSeq and is a predicted model, not a curated record. Bases 1 to 1461 code for a protein of 486 amino acids.
AUGGAGGUGAUUAGAGAAAAACAAUAUGCUAGAAUUAUUGAAGGACUUGAAAAUAAAGAAAUUUCUAAUGGACGAGGCUUGAAUCAAGAAACUUCUCUUAGAAGGUAUGGUGAUACCCGUUGGGGCUCCCACUAUGUUACAAUUAUUCAUCUACUUGCAAUGUUUUCAUCAGUUCUUGAUGUGCUUGAGAUUAUAAGGGAGGAUGGGAUGAACUCAGAACAGAGAACAGAAGCAGUCGUUUUAACAGAUAUUAUGGAAUCUUUUAAUUUUGUGUUCAUGCUUCAUUGUUUGAGAAGGAUACUAGAAGUUACUAACGAGUUCUCACAAGCAUUACAAAGAAAAGAUCAAGACAUAGAAAAUGCUAUGAGUUUAUUGAAAACAUCAAAGGAACGAUUCAAAAUGAUGAGAGAGAAUGAUUGGGAAUCUUUACUGGAAGAAGUGUCAUCUUUUUGCAUCAGACAUGAUAUUGAUAUUCUAAACAUGGAUGAUGAGUACAAGCUUCGUGGGCGUUCAAUGCGAAAAUCUCAAGGGAUUACAAACCUACACCAUUUCCGUUAUGAAUUGUUUAACAAUAUCAUUGACAUGCAGCUUACUGAGUUGGAUGAUUGUUUUACUGAGACGAGUACAAAGUUACUUCUUUGUGUGGCAUGUUUAAACCCAAGUGACUCUUUCUCUGCUUUCAACAAAGAAAAGCUUAUUUGCCUUGCUCUUUUUUAUCCUAGUGAAUUCUCUAUAGUGGAUCUUGUGGUACUUAGUGACCAACUUGAUACGUAUAUUAUUAAUCGAUGUGGUGGUGGUGAGUUCUCUGGUAUUAAAGGUAUUGCUAGUCUUGUAGAGAAAAUGAUAAAAACAAAGAAGAAUUUGAUAUUUCCAUUAGUAUAUAUGCUUAUCAAAUUGUCAUUACUUCUACCAGUUGCAACUGCUGUAGUGGAGAGAGUUUUUUCUGCUACGCAUAUUGUCAAGAGUAGAUUGCGAAAUAGGAUGGGAGAUAAGUGGAUGAAUGAUAGUUUGGUUGUAUACAUUGAGAAAGAUAUCUUCGAUAAGAUUGAUAUUGAAGCUAUUAUGAAGCGAGUUGGUACUCCAAACGUCCUCCUUCUAGCUACUGUGAGAUGGACACCAGUUACUGUAACCAUCGUUCCAUGUCAAACUCCUCGGGCUCCCAAGAACCGAACAGACGAAGGACUAAAAAAAGGGGCACAUUUCAGCACCAUCAUACUCGCCAUGAAAACCUCCAUGAAACUAUUUGGUGUUACCCAACAAGAGGGUGAGUCUAUACGGGCAUAUUUGAAGAGGUUCAAUGAGAAGAUGCUCAAUAUAGAAGAAUUACUUGAGCCAUUAGCUUUAGAGGAUUUGAUAAAAGGGUCUAGUCUCAGACUGACACAUUCUUUAGGUGAUGCCAAAAGGCCUCUCACCUCACCAGGGGUUAAUCUCAAAUCCCUUCAUUCUCUUGUACAGUCUUAG